AUGCAACUUUCCACUCUCUGCUGCGGUCUUGCGCUGCUGCAAGGCGCUUUAGCAUCGCCUAUUGCCGAACCGGCUGCACAGGUUGAGAUUCAAGAUAUUAACCUUAGUGGCCCGAAUUUCGGUGACUUUCCCUGGCCCAGAAUGCCGGCCCUCCGU
This is a messenger RNA of Fusarium odoratissimum NRRL 54006, 156 nucleotides long. RefSeq lists its product as uncharacterized. The transcript has a single exon. The record is from RefSeq and is a predicted model, not a curated record. The annotation marks the transcript as partial. Lineage: Eukaryota; Fungi; Ascomycota; Sordariomycetes; Hypocreales; Nectriaceae.